AGGUUUGUCCUGGGUGUGGACUUAAAAAGAGGGCAGGGUAAAAGUGAGUGGAUUUGGUAGAUCGUAUGUUUGUACAUUUGGACAGAGUCUGAAAUUAGUGUCUUUGAGAGCAGGAGGAAUUAGACUUGAAGAGACAGACGCACACCUAACACACAGUCAUCAUGCUGGUCCUCCUCGCCGCCAUCUUCGUUCUUCACAUCAUAUGCAUCAUCCUUCUCCUGACAGCCACCAUUGACAAUGGCUGGUGGAUUGGGGGGUCACUCGUGCAGACUGAUAUCUGGGCCCGCUGGAUUGUUGUAAAUAACACAUGGCACUCCACUGAUCUUCCAUCAACCUACCCAGAGAGUUACCUUCAAGCAGUGCAGGCCAGCUCAGUGCUAGCUUGUAUAUUCUCCAUCAUUGGAAUCUUUGUGUUUGUGGCUCAGCUCUUCACCCUCGCCAAGGGACAGAGGUUCACCAUCUCUGGUGCCUUUCAGUUCCUUGCCUGCCUGUGCAUCAUGAUCGCAGCCUCCAUCUACACAGACCGCUUCCACAUCAAUGAACAAAAUCUGGGUAAUUAUGGCCAUUGCUUCAUCUUGGCAUGGAUCUCCUUCGCUCUCACAUUCAUCUCCUCCAUCAUUUACUUCGUGCUACGCAAGAAGACUGCAGAGUAGCUCUGGCCAGCCCCAAAAAUCUUCAACUGGAUCUGCUUUUUCAACCAAAAUCUGGCUUUAAUUGCAGAUGGGUCUGUGUUUACAUGUAUCUGUUUUGGACAUUGGAUUUGAGCUGCUAGUGUAUAUUCAGCAAUAGAUAUAGCAGAGCUGUUGAUCCCCCUCAAAUACACACUGGUGUUUAACUGAGUAUGCUUUCAGAUAAUCUGGGUUUCAGGCUUUGUGGAGUGCUAUGGUAAUUUCUGCAGACUCAGUCAAUCACAGUUGUAUUUGGGUGUAUUUCCAGCCCAGAGUGGGGCUGGAUUUAUUGAGGGCAUCUAAAAAUAAAGAAUUUUUUUUGUUUUGUUUUUAACUACAUAAAAAGGCCUUAAUGUUUAUGAGAUGCUAUCAUAAAUUAAGACCGAAAAACGUCCCUGCAUUAUAACAGAAAGCAGGUUGAAGAGUAAAAUCUGUGGUCUUUUUUUCUCUUGUAAUGUACAUUUACAUAUAGAUAGGAUUAUUAGAAUAAAAAGGGGUGAGCUUUAUUAUAUAGAUUGUUUUGAUGUUAGUUUUUAUUUUUUUAAUUUUACAUAUUUGCCUUUCUUUUACUUCAUAAACUGUGCCAUUAAACAAACAGUGUGACUAAAACCUCAUGCCAUCAACCACAAGCAAACCUGGGCCUGCUUGAAGCCUUAAAGCGCUUUAAAAUAUCUGUUUACGUCACAUACUGCAGAUUUCUGAUAAAUAUAAUGAGACUAUACAAAGAUAUAAAGUAGAAAGGCAAUAGUGUAAUGUAGUUGAGGUUGUGUUGUAAUUAUUUGUGAUUGAAGACACCAAAUCAAGCUAAAUCAUACAGAUACCUAACAGUUUAAUGGCUGUCAGCCGGCCCAGAAAUAAUUACAUUUUAAUGGUAAAAUAUUAGAGGUUAUAGAUUUCAGUUACAUUCUCAUAGGGUGUAUGAACGUUGCCAUUUUACUUAACUCAAAGAAUCAAAUGUCUUUUGUGGUCGUGAAUGUAAUCACAUUCUUUUCUAAUCACAGAUGAACCGUUUCCACACUGUGUGACAGAACGGCAACUAGCUUGACUCUUGAUGUAUGAGAUGUAAUGUGUAAAUAUGAUUUGUUUCCCAUAAUGCCCUGUGUGCUUUUGUUUAUUUUUGCUACCUUUAUAUGUCAUGAUGAAUGAAGAUGACUUUUACAAUAUUAAAACGUGAUUUUCAAUCAGUUA
Molecule: messenger RNA, 1856 nt
Organism: Archocentrus centrarchus (flier cichlid)
Lineage: Eukaryota; Metazoa; Chordata; Actinopteri; Cichliformes; Cichlidae
Gene: emp1b
Product: epithelial membrane protein 1
Exons: 5
Coding region: 162-653 (163 amino acids)
Cellular component (GO): plasma membrane
Source: RefSeq, a predicted model, not a curated record